AACGAGAUUCGAAUACUAGGUGUGUAUAUAAACCAGAGGAUUUAGCUUUCUUGGUUUAGAUCACGAAAUCCCCCAAAACGAAAAUGAAACUUCUUCUGCUUCUGGCAGUGGCCGUCUUCAUAGCCCACGUGGCUGUGGCCCAGACAACUGAAUCCUCUGACGAUGAAGACUAUUCCUACGACUACGAUGAUGACAGCGAUACUACAGAUGACUCCGAGGACAGCUCUUCAGACUCUGGAGACAGCACUGCAGACUAUGGAGACAGUACGGGCAGCAGCACGGACGUCGAUAGUGGCAACAGCUCUGAGGACGACUACGGUUCCGAUGACGACUAUGCGGCUUCUAGCGAAGCUACUGAAGCACCAACUGCCGCUCCAGUAGCCAAGAAGAUUAAGAGGGCUGGUGCCAGGAAAAACAACAAGAACAAGAAGAACAAGGCAGCUGUUAAACGUCGCAGUGCCCCCGCUGCCAAGAAAAAUAAUAGGAAGAAAGUGGCUAAGAAGCGAACACCUACACCUGUGGCAGCCAAGAAGAAGGCCAAUACCGCCGCCAACAAACGCAAGCGCACAGGCUAA
Messenger RNA from Drosophila teissieri, 575 nucleotides. Its product is annotated as pre-intermoult gene 1 protein-like. The record is from RefSeq and is a predicted model, not a curated record. The transcript is spliced from 2 exons. The coding region runs from base 84 to 575 and encodes 163 amino acids. Lineage: Eukaryota; Metazoa; Arthropoda; Insecta; Diptera; Drosophilidae.